Molecule: messenger RNA, 1023 nt
Organism: Apus apus (common swift)
Lineage: Eukaryota; Metazoa; Chordata; Aves; Apodiformes; Apodidae
Gene: FBXL12
Product: F-box and leucine rich repeat protein 12
Exons: 2
Coding region: 22-996 (324 amino acids)
Biological process (GO): SCF-dependent proteasomal ubiquitin-dependent protein catabolic process; positive regulation of protein ubiquitination
Cellular component (GO): SCF ubiquitin ligase complex
Molecular function (GO): protein binding
Source: RefSeq, a predicted model, not a curated record
ACCGGGAGGAAACGGGGGGAAAUGAGGAGGUUUCGGUACCUCCCGAGCCCUGCGUCACCCCGCGACAACCGCUCCCGCAGCCGGAACCGGAAGUUACCGGGAGCUGGGGCGGAAACGGAAGUUGAACCGGACCAAGAUGGCGGAAGCGGCGGAGCUGCCGGUGUUACCGGAUUCGGUUUUACUGCAGGUUUUGAAGCUGCUGCCUCUGCGGGAUCGGCUGCGGGCGGCCUGCUCAGCUCCCGCUCCUUCCGCUUCCUCCUGCGGCGCCUCCCGGGCCCCGACCUGCGGCUCCUGCGGCUCCGGGGGCGGCUCCGCUCCGGCUCCGAACCCCGGCUCCUCUCCCCUUCCCUCCUCCUCGCCCUUUCCCGCCGCUGCCCCCGACUCCAGCACCUUUCCCUCCUGGAUACCGACCUCCGCCCCCUCCCCUAUUCCCACCUCCCCCUUUCCCUCACCCGCCUGCGCUUGGAGCGCUGCGAAAUUCCCGCCUCCUGGUUCGGCGGGAACGCGGCGCCGCGCUUGGAGCGCCUCGUCCUCCUCGACGUUCCCGCCUUUUCCGAUCGCCACCUGCUCGACCUCGCCACCUGGAGCCGCCUCAGAUCUUUGGUCCUCCGAGGGACUUAUCGGUUAACGGAUUCUGGCAUCCAAAGAGCAGCUCCACGCUUGGAAAAGCUGGAAUUCCUGGCGCUGCGGGAUUGCGGCGUCGGCGACGUCGCCGUGGAAUCCAUCUCCCGGGCCGUGAAGUCCCUGAGGUUCCUAGAGAUCAGUGGAGCUCAUUCCCUCACCAAGCAGGGCCUGGCUCAUUUGACCACCCUGCAACACCUGGAGACCUUGAUCCUGGAUCCGGGUGACAAAAUUCCUCCUGGAGACGUCGUCUCCUUGUGCCAAGCGCUGCCUCAGCUGAGGAACCUCCAGUUGAGUCCGACUCACCUUGGAGGUGACACAAUAAAGACCCUUCAGGCGAUUUUACCUCACUGUAAAGUCUCACCUGCCCCUUGAGGUGCAGCCUGAAGGUCUUGCCACUCA